GGUCACAGGAUAUACCCGGUGAUUUCUAUCAUUAUUUUUCAUAACAAAUUUUUAAGUAUCAGUAUUAAUUUAAUGUUGAAUAUUUUAAAAACAUGACGGAAGAGUCGGCGGUAAAAGUUUGUGUUCGUGUCCGUCCACUAAUUGAAAGAGAAGAAAAUGCUGCAUCAGAGGAUGCAGAGCCCCUGCAGUUUUUUUGGAAAGCAGAUAAAAAAUCAAUUCAGCAGAUCGAUGAUGGGAAUUCUGCAAAGAGCUUCAGCUUUGACAGAGUUUUCACUGCUGAUGAAACAACCAAUCAGCUGUACCAGAACAUUGCAAAGCCUCUGGUUGUUUCCACCGUUAAUGGGUACAAUGGAACCAUAUUUGCUUACGGGCAGACGUCUUCAGGGAAAACUUUCACCAUGAUGGGGAGUAAUGGCACUCCUGGUGUGAUACCUCUGGCUGUGGAAGAUGUCUUUCAAACCAUUAAAAAUUGUCCAAAGAAGGAGUUCCUUCUGCGAGUAUCCUACAUGGAGAUCUACAACGAGACAGUGACAGAUCUGCUGGUGGACAGCUGGAAGAGGAAACCUCUUGAAGUCCGAGAGACAAUCAAUAAAAAUAUUUAUGUGGCCGAUCUGACUGAAGAACUGGUGACGUCUCCUGCACAAGCUCUGGCCUGGAUCAGGAAAGGGGAAAAGAACCGUCACUAUGGAAAGACAAAGAUGAACCAACGCAGCAGCCGCUCCCACACUAUUUUUAGAAUGAUCCUGGAGAGCAGAGAAAGGAGCGACCCUGUAUCAGGAGAAAACGCUGAUGGAGCCAUCAUUGUGUCUCACUUGAAUUUAGUGGAUCUGGCUGGAUCAGAGAGAGCUAGUCAAACAGGAGCUGAAGGUGCUCGCUUUAAAGAAGGCUGUAACAUCAACCGCAGUCUGUUCACACUCGGACAGGUGAUCAAGAAACUGACCGAUGAGAGCCAGAAGGGUUUCACAAAUUACAGGGACAGUAAGCUGACCCGCAUCCUGCAGAACUCUCUGGGUGGAAACGCCAAAACUGUCAUCAUCUGCACCAUCACCCCCGUAGCUCUGGAUGAAACCCUCAGCACUCUGCAGUUUGCCAGCACUGCAAAGAAGAUGAAGAACGACCCUCAUGUGACGGAGGUUUCUGAUGACGGAGCUCUGCUCAAAAGGUACCGCAACGAAAUCGUUGAUCUGAAGCGCAGACUCCAAGAGGUUUCCUCAGUCACACAGACCACAGCGACGGAGAAAGAGGUUCUGUCCCAGCUGCUCCAAGAGAAGGAUCAGCUCCAGAGAGAGCAAGAGGACCGCAUCAGGAACCUGACCCAGCUCCUCGUCACCAGCUCCAAUCAGAUCACUGCUCCCAAAAUGCCUAAACGCAGAGUCACAUGGGGAGGAAAGAUGCUCCGACUCGCUCAUCGCUCUGCGUUUGAAGGAGGAAUGUCUGAUUUGAGCUUUGCAGAUCCUUUUUCCAGGAAGAGGAAAGCAGACCGCUCCUGUCUGAGUGAGCUGGCUGGAGAUGAUGAGGACUUUCACUGGGAGGUUCCUGAUGAGCUUCCAGAAGACAUGGAGAUCAAUCAGAGCUCUGUGACUGUUAGAAGCUUUGGAGAUAGUCCCAAAGACUUUGUAUCUCCCGACCGGAUGCAUGAGCUUUCAGGGAAGGUGUCAAACCUGGAGCUGCAGCUGGAGCUGGAGGUUCAGCAGAAAGAGGAGGCCGUGACAAAGGCAGAGACGUUAGAAGGAAGAGUGUCAGAGCUGGAGCAGCAGCUACAGACGGAGAGCCAGCAGAAACGGGCCGCUCUGGAGGCGAUGGAGAUGCUGGAGGUGAGAGUGUCUGACCUGGAGAGGCAGCUGGAGGAGCAGAGCCACGGUCCGAGCAAUUCUGAUGAACAGAUGAGACAAGAGUUUGAGAGGGAGACCAUCCAGCUGUGUGAACAACUGGCUUCAGAGAAGGACAUGAUCGCUACAGAGCGGGACUACCUGAGGCAGGAGCUGGGGAUGUUCAUGGAGCAGAUCGAGAGUCUGGAGAAAGAGAAAGCCACAAUUUCAAAGGAGUUAGAUGAGAGGAGAGAGACAGACGAGUUCAAAAGUCUGGAGGAGGAGUUCAGGAAGGAGCAUGAGAAUGAGCUGCAAAAUGAAAUCUCCAGCUUAAAGUCGGCGGUUGAAGCCGCUGAACUUCAGCGUCUGGAGCUUCAGAAAAAACUAGAAGCUUUGUCUGAGGAGCUGAAGAAGAAAAGUGACUUUGCAGAGGAACUCCAGAACAUGAGCGGUAAGGAUUUGGUGCAGGAGGUGGCGAAGCUUCGUCGCUCCCUAGACGACGCUGAAGGGGUCAGCAGAGACACCAAGAAGGACUGGGCUCACCUGCGCAGCCAGAACAUCGCUCUGGAGGAGGCCAACGUUUCUCUGGCCAAAAACCAUGAGAAGAUGGAGGCUGAGGUGAAAAGUCUGCGCUCCCAGCUCGAGGCAGAGAAAUCCCAUUUCAGACAGAUGCAGAGCGAUCUGCAGAGAGAGCUGAACGUUGUCUUUGAUGAGAACACAAAGCUCACCACACUGCUGGACGGCAAAGUCCCAAAGAAUUUGAUUGACAGCGUGGAGCUGGAGAGAACCGUAGCCAACCUGAACAAAGAGUUGACAGCGUCUCGUGAGGUGGAGGUAACCCUCACAGCCCAGCUGGAGGAGCUAGCUCAUUUACGGACUCUUCCAGACAAAGUGGACCAUCUCAUGCAGCAGGUGUGUGAGCUGACAGAAGAGCUGUGUGCCACUCAGACUCAAAGAGACGGACUGAUGUCGGCUCAGACUCAGAGUCAAGACGAGGCUCGGCAGCUCAGUGACGCCCUGCAGACGAGCCAGGAGGAGAUCACGAACGUCCGGGCAGAGCUGAGUGCUGCAGUGCUGAAAGAGGAGCAGCUGUUGGAGCAGAUGGAGCUGCUGCGUCAAGUCCUGGAGAACUCUGAGGCUGAGAAAAGUCAGCUCAACUCUGCUGUCGAAGAGAAACACUCAAAGCUGACAGAGAGUGAAGAGCAGAGAGAAUCGCUGACACAGAAACUGAGCGAGAUGCAGCAGCUGGUAAAAGAUCUGGAGGAGAAACUCGCUGACAGUGAAGUUUCCAGAGCCACAGAGGAGGAGAUCAGCAAAGAACUCCAAGAACAACUGAACCAGCUGACUGAGGAGCUCCAGGUCGUCCAAGCAGAGAAAGACGCUCUCCUGAAUGAUGGAGCUCAGAGUUCAGCAGAGGAGACGGAGAAGCUGCUCCGUACUGUGACGGCAGAGAGAGAAGAGCUUAGGACUGAACUGCAGAAACACGAGGAGAUGGCUGCAGAGGCACAAACUCUUCUUCAGUCUCUUCAGACCGAGCUGCAGGAGCGUCAGGAGCAGAAGUCCGAUUUAGAGAAGCUCUAUGAGCAGAAAGAGUCUGAAUUAGGAGGACGUAUUGAGAGUCUGUCAGCGGAGCUUCAGGGUGUUCAAGUGGAGAGAGAGACUCUGCUGACCGGAGCUCAGACGUCUGCUGAGGAGAGGGAGAAGCUGCUGUUGGCCUUGUCCUCGCUCACCGAGGAGAGAGAUCAGCUCAAGAUGGAUAUGCAGGAAAAUGUGGAGAUGAUGAUUGAGAAUCAGGAAGAGCUGAGGACGGCCUUGGAGAGAAAUAAUCAACAGAAGGAAUUGAUCAAACAGCUGGAGGCUGCAAAAACAUCCAAACAUGAGGAUCCUCCUCCCUCUGACACCAGCGCACAGCUGGAGGAGCUGCAAACACAAAAGGAACAACUUCAGGCAGAACUUCAGACCCUCAGAGAUCAAAAGAGCCGACUGGAAGAAGAUCUGCAGAGAAAUGUGGAGACGGCUGCAGAGACUCAAAGUCUUUUAGAUUCACUUCAACUGCAGCUUCAGGAGCAGAAUCAAAGAAACAGCGACUUGGAGACACUGAGUCAAGAGAGACAGACUGAGCUAGAACAACAGCUUGCAGAGACCGAGCGUCGUCUGCUUUCUCUUGAAGAGGAGCUCCAGCAGGAGAAACAAAAUAACUCCAAUCAGAUGAACCUCUGUGAGCACAAGGAGUCAGACAUAGACCAAAAAGCUGCAGAGACUCAAAGUCUAUUAGAUUCACUUCAACUGCAGCUUCAGGAGCAGAACCAAAGAAACAGCGACCUGAAGACACUGAGUCAAGAGAGACAGGCUCAGAUGGAACAACAGAUGAAGACUCUAUCAGAGCAGCUCACAGCUGCCCUAGCAGAGCGGGAUGCCGCGCUGUUGGACGAGAAGACUAGCUGUCAGAGCUCCUCGGAGGAGAUAGUGAAGCUGCAGGACAGAGUGGCGUCUCUCAGCGAGGACAGAGAUCAGCUGCAGGAGACUCUGGAGGCUCUCAGACAGGAGAAGCAGCAGCUCAGGGAGGAGAUGGAAGAAAGGAUGGAGAUGAUGCAGGUUGAGUUGCAGCAGCAGCAGUUCAGCUCUGAGCCUCGUUCACUAAGAGAAGAACAGGAUGCUCAACAACUCCUGCAGAUCCAACAGCUGGAGGAAAAUUUGGAGAAAUCACAGCAGGAGAUGAACCAGCUGAAGUCUGACCUCCAGGAAAAUGUUGAGCAGAUGAUUGAGACCCAGGAGGAGCUGAGGGUCUCUCAGGAGAAGAUCAGAGGCCUGCAGGAUGAGAUCGAUGUGAUGAGGAGGGAGAAGUCCGAGCUGGAGAGCAACCAGAGCAACGGGAUUGAUAAGGAGACAAUACUUAAGAUUCAGGAGCUCCGAAACCAGAUCCAGACUGUAGCUGAGCAGCUGCAGAAUGUAGAAUCAGAGAGAGACGCACUGCUGCAGGAGAGGACGGCUGAGUCUCAGACCCACAGUGAAGACAGAGAUCAGCUUCAGGAUAGAGUGGCGUCUCUGAGCGAGGACAGAGAUCAGCUGCAGAAUAGAGUGGCGUCCCUCAGCGAAGACAGAGAUCAGCUGCAGAAUAGAGUGGCGUCUCUCAGUGAAGACCGAGAUCAGCUGCAGGACAGAGUGGCGUCUCUCAGCGAGGACAGAGAUCAGCUGCAGGAGACUCUGGAGGCUCUUAGACAUGGGAAACAGCAGCUCAAGGAGGAGAUGGAGGACAGGAUGGACGCUCUACAGACUGAGGUUGCACAGCUGAACAUGACUGUGCAGACUUUGAUGGAGAAGAAGAGUGAGCUGGAGGAAGAGCUGCAGCAGAACAUGAACACGGCGUCUACCACACAAGAGCUCCUGAAAUCAGUCCAAGAGGAGCUGCAGGAACAAAAGGAAAUGAACUCUAAACUGGAGAAAGAGAGUCAGGAGAAGGAAAGCACUUUAGACAAACAGAUGAAAACACUUACAGAGGAGCUGCAGACUGUUUCAGCAGAGAGAGACAACCAGAUUAAAACUCUGUCAGAGCAGCUCACAGCCACCCUAGCAGAGAGGGACACCAUGCUGUUCGAGAAGGAGACGAGCUGUCUGAGCUCCUCGGAGGAGAUGGAGAAACUGCAGCAGAGAGUGGCAUCUCUGAGCGAAGACAGAGAUCAGCUGCAGGAUAGAGUGGCGUCUCUGAGCCAGGACAGAGAUCAGCUGCAGGAUAGAGUGGCAUCUCUGAGCCAGGACAGAGAUCAGCUGCAGGAUAGAGUGGCGUCUCUGAGCCAGGACAGAGAUCAGGUGCAGGAUAGAGUGGCAUCUCUGAGCCAGGACAGAGAUCAGCUGCAGGAUAGAGUGGCGUCUCUGAGCCAGAACAGAGAUCAGCUGCAGGACAGAGUGGCAUCUCUGAGCCAGGACAGAGAUCAGCUGCAGGACAGAGUGGCAUCUCUGAGCCAGGACAGAGAUCAGCUGCAGGACAGAGUGGCAUCUCUGAGCCAGGAUAGGGAUCAGCUGCAGGACAGAGUGGCAUCUCUGAGCCAGGACAGAGAUCAGCUGCAGGACAGAGUGGCGUCUCUGAGUGAAGACAGAGAUCAGCUGCAGGAUAGAGUGGCGUCUCUGAGCCAAGACAGAGAUCAGCUGCAGGAGACGCUCGAGGCCCUCAGGCAUGAGAAGCAGCAGCUCCUACAGAGCAUGGAGGACAGGAUUGAAGCACUUCUGUCUGAGAUCUCGGCCUUGCAGGGGAAACUGAGCGAGCUGGAGGCUGAACGAGAAGAGAAAGAGGCCCAGCUGCAACAACAAGUGCAGCAGCUUGAGAGAAAGCUCAGAGUGUCUCUGGAAAAACACACUGAAGCUGACAGCUCACAGCAGCUGCUUAAUGAAGCAAACAAAACCAUUUCAGCUCUAAAAGAUCAGCUGAGCAGUUUGGAUCAGAGCAGCAGCAGGCCCAGAGAGUCUGCAGCGUCACGGCUGCAGGAGUCCACCGAUCAACUUCAGGAAUGGUUCAGAAAGUUCCAGCUCCUGAUCGACAUGGGUUCCAACUAUAACUCUGCAGCGCUCAACCUCUCGCCGAGCCGGGACGACUGUCGGGUCGCUCUGCCAAAAUCCGUCAUGGACGCCUACAAAUCCGUCUCUCAGCUGGAACAGCACGCCGAGCAGGCUUUGUUGAAAAUCAUCGAUGAACUAUAUGUGAAAAUCCAGGACUACAGGACUCUGUUUGAAGAGCUGGUGAAGAAAGAUCUAGAUGUUUUUGAGGAGAGACGGCUACAGGACGUGUUGCUGUGCAGAGCUCAGGCUCCCACAUACUCUCUGAAUGACGAGGACUUCAGCGCACUGUGGGAACAGAGACUGACCGAGCUGCUGGACAAGAGGAAGCUCUACCUGCAGAAAAUGGAGUUCGUAUGGGGGAAACUGUUUGCCAACAUGAAGUCAUUCCGCAGCGGGGUAAACACUGAAAUCACAGAGAGGGAGCGCUACUUCGCGCAACUGGAGGCCGCAUUAGGCAAGAAGCCGCGCAACCACAGGGAGCUGGAAGCCAUCCUGAGCCGAGAGCAGGACAAGAAAACUGCAAUGAUUCACAGCAGUAAGACCACUCUGCAGGCCAUCAUUGAUGAACACAGUGGUCUGUUUGCGGAGAUGAAAUUGCUGCAGACUCAGGCAAACUCUCAGCUCAGGGAAGAGAAAAGCAGAAGAUCGACUCUGCUGCUGCCACUGGAGGGCGCGCCGUUGAAAACAGAGCCAACACUCCUAAAAGAGAAUCAGCAGCUUGUUCUUCAGCUCCAGCAAACGAAGGAAAGAGUCCAGGUUCUGUGUGCAGAGAAAGAGCAGCUAGAAGAGGCUCAAAUGAAAACCAACAACAGGCUAUCCAACCAUAUUGAGGCCACACAGCUGCUGCAGACGGAGCUGCAGGACAGUCGAGCACAAGUGGAGGAGAAGGAGAACAUGAUCCAUACUCUGAAGAGCAAACUAAGAGAGUCUGAGAAAAAUGCCUCCCCCAGUGCUGCUGAGAUGGAGAAACUACGAACUAAAUUAUUCAAAAUGGAGGUGGAGCUGACUUCAGCAUCUGAUAAGCACCAGCAAGAGAUCCAGAGGAUGACCUCGGUGCUAAAAGAAAAAGAAGAGUCUCUGAGGAAGCUGAAGGAGACUUUGAGGAAGUCACAGCAGCAGGGAGAAGAGUCUUUCCUGCAGGGUGAAGACCUUCAUGCCAGACUCACUAAUCCCCGAGGAUUUGUGAUCAAGACGAGCAUCCAGCAGGAGAAGACCAAACUGGAGGAAGAGGUCAAACAGCUGAAGAUGAAAAUAACCGAGCUGGAGGGCCUAGUGUCCAGUCAGCAGGCCGAGAUCAGUAAGUGGAAGAGCAGAGCGGUCAAACUGAAGGCCAAGAACAAAGCUGAUGCAGACAAGCCUUCACCUCCCUGCACUCCCACCAAAAGAGGCUUCCCCGUCACCGCCGACUCCUCCAACUUCUACAGCUCACCCAAGAAGUUUGUGGUCACUCCGAGGAAGGUCCUGGACUCUCCCAGGAAGGUCCUGGACUCUCCCAGGAAGCUGCUGGGCUCUCCAAAUGUCUCUCUGCUCGGCUCUCCUAAAAGCAGAUUCUUUGACGUGGGUGUGAGCUCAGAGCUGCUGUCGAAGUCGCGUCCCAAACAGUUCUUUGAUAACUCCAGCCUGGGAACUGUUCCAGAGGUCUCCCAUGUUCCUGAUUCUCCAGCAGCAGAGAGGGAUGCCAGUGUGUCCGCAGACAAAAAAGACGAGUGGUGGCCUCAGUCUCCAAAACAGGAGGAAAUGUGCAAAACCCAGUGAACUGUUCCACAAGUGCAAUACUUUUACACGUAUUUCUAAUGUUUCCAGCUUUUAUUUUUGUUUUAUGCUUUACUUCCAUCCUUUUGUGUCUCAAUGUUGA
Molecule: messenger RNA, 8214 nt
Organism: Cheilinus undulatus (humphead wrasse)
Lineage: Eukaryota; Metazoa; Chordata; Actinopteri; Labriformes; Labridae
Gene: cenpe
Product: centromere protein E
Exons: 55
Coding region: 93-8114 (2673 amino acids)
Biological process (GO): microtubule-based movement; mitotic cell cycle
Cellular component (GO): microtubule
Molecular function (GO): microtubule binding; ATP binding; plus-end-directed microtubule motor activity
Source: RefSeq, a predicted model, not a curated record